AUGCUUCCUUUUCGCAGACUCCGUCUGCUGGUGUGCUUUUUCAGCGUCCCGGUCUGGGCAGCCCGUGUGGAGGUGACUGCGGCAGCUAAGGGAGUCGAGCCUGCCUGGGACGAAGGGCUCGGCUGCUAUUGCAAGAAAGUCAAAUCUGACUCGGACUGCACUGACAGGGCAGGUUCGGACGAAAAACCGGAUCGUCUCCGCUGGUUCCACGAUGCCAGCGAUGGACAGGAUCCCUUGUGCUGCAAGCUCGCUUGGACAUCGAUGCUUUCCUGGGUCGGCAUGGGCUAUGGCCGGCAGCCCACUCCCGGUCUGUGCCAGGAAGAAACCCGACCUGUGCCAAGUGAAGCAUGUUGCCGUCUACCCGACUCGGGUGACCGUGGCUUGUAUGUAUCGAAGGUGACCAUGGUCCUUAGAGUGAAUGUUACCUCGGCCACGAAGCGGACAUUCCGAAAGUCAACACCCGAGUUUCAGAUUGCAGACAUCCAUGCGGGCAGAGACUAUGAUGGCUCCCGUGUGGACGGCCUCUCCGACGUUCACACUUUCGCGUUGAAGUGGUUUGGCAAAGUCAAGGCUAAAUGUUCGGGGCCAUGGGAUCGGCUGGUGCAAGACACUGCGAGAUCGUGCUUGCUCCGGCACACCUCGGAGCAGGACUGCUGCUGCGAGGAGGCGGCAGUCAAGGAAGAAGAGCGCUGCCUGCCGACGGGCGUCACGGGCUUGUCAGCAGAGCCUUGUGUCCUUCGGGGCAACUAUACAAUCUACAACACACAGAUAAGGCUUUAUGGACCGGUUUGGCCACAGGGGGAAAUCACUUUUUCCUCCGUCAGUCCAGAAGCGAAGGAGGAUAUACUGCCGAGCUCAUUGUCCUCUCAAGGGUUCACUUGGAACAAAGGGACUCAAUGGCAGUGGAAGUGUGAUCAAAAAGAGCAAGUACCGAAAAUUGGUUAUCGUGUCAUGGAGACCAAAUGGCGCGAUAAAGACACAGUUCCUUUUCAGAAACUCGAGACCGAGUGCCUCGUGUACAGUUUCAUUCGGCACUGCCCCGCAGAUCAGGGCUUGUAUGUCAAGCAGCCAAACCAGGGAGAGUGCUUCCAGGAGCCAGGGUUGGCUGGCGAAAAGAGUAGAGAAUUGACCCGCUUUGCUGGCUUGUCCUUCAAGUGCCCGGAAGGCUACCGCAGCGGCACGGAAUUCAACACGAACUACUCCCCUAGGUGCAAUUGCAGCACUAAGUGCGCAUAG
Symbiodinium sp. CCMP2592 is the source of this 1236-nucleotide messenger RNA. Lineage: Eukaryota; Dinophyceae; Suessiales; Symbiodiniaceae. The record is from the annotation of a GenBank genome assembly.